Punica granatum (pomegranate) is the source of this 3515-nucleotide messenger RNA. Lineage: Eukaryota; Viridiplantae; Streptophyta; Magnoliopsida; Myrtales; Lythraceae. The record is from RefSeq and is a predicted model, not a curated record.
CCUCUCUCUCUUACUCUGUCCUCUCUCUGGUUCAUCUGUAGCAGAAGACUUGGAUGCCUUGUCAAGAACCCAGCAGGAACCAAACAAACAAAAACAAUGGCUGUCUGCAUAAUUAAACAUAAAUGAGGAAAUGUGAUGAUGCUUCCACAUGGGGGUUUUCCAUCAGUCAGAUAAAUCUUUAUAUCCAAUCAAUGAAAACAAAAAGACAUGAAUUCUUCUUCAACUACUCCUCCUCCCUUCUUCUUCUUCUUCUUCUUCUUCUUCUUCUUCUUCUUCUGCUCCUCCUCCUCCUCUUCCUCUUUGAUUGGGGCCCACAUCAUGUUUUCUUCUUUAACAUGUGUAAUGGGCAUUGAUUCUUUCAGGGGUUUUGACAUGGUCUUUUAGAACUCUUGCCUGGUCUCAGCUCCAUAUUCAGCAGUAGACGGUCAGGGCACAUUAUAAUUAGAGGAUCAAGAUGAAGGAGAGCAGCAAAUCUGUUGCAAACCUCACCGAGACAAUCCACUCCCUGCUUGGGAUGAAGGCCACCCUGACUCCCAACUGGGUCGAUUCAGUCUGUGAUAUUGUCAAGUCCAUCCAUUCAAGAGGGUCCAACGCUCGGUUUCAACCUACAAAGCUCGACUCGGACUGGAGAAGCUUGUCCACUGCGGAUGAGAUUGACAAGGACCAGGUCAUAAUUUCAAAGUUAAACGAUGAGAUUGCGUCAUUAAAUAGCCGCAUAAAUGAGUUGAGUCUACGAAGAAGGCAGGCCCUCAACGAGUACCUGGACCUGAAAGGAAACAUUCGGGUAUUUUGCCGAAUGAGGCCUAUAACCAUGGGCGAGAAUCUUGGCCGCUCGAGACCUGUUGCUGCUCCUGACUCAAGCAAGGUUUUUCUUGAAGUCGCCGGUUCAAACAGCCGAAGUUACAGCUUCGACAGGGUUUUUCCUCCAGGCUCAUCCCAAGAUGAAGUCUUCAUGGAAGUUGAGCCUGUCAUUAAAUCGGCACUAGAUGGAUACAACGCCUGCCUUUUUGCGUAUGGUCAGACAGGCACAGGGAAAACUUUCACUAUGGAAGGCAAUUCAGAUAAUCCAGGACUGGUGCCUCGAACAAUUCAAGCACUGCUCAAACGAGCAUCGAACAGUAACUAUAAGUACCUGUUCAGAUUCAGUAUGCUCGAGAUUUACUUGAGAAAUCUCAAGGAUUUGCUUGUCCCUCAGCCUGUAAAGCCAACAGAUCCUAUGCCCCCAAACCUCACUAUCCAAAUGGAUCCUAGUGGAGGGAUUGAUAUCGAGAACCUUGUGGCAAUACCAGUGAGCGACCACAACCAGGCUCUACAGCUGUACAGAUUAGGCUGCCGGUUCAGAUCGACCGCUUCGACCAACUCUAACCUUAACUCAAGCAGAUCGCACUGCUUGAUUCGCAUAUCUAUCACUUGCCUCAAUGCUCCCGAGAGGAGACGGGAGAAAAACAAAGUCUGGUUAAUUGACCUCGGAGGCAGUGAGCGUGUAGUGAAAACAAAGGCAAGUGGAAGGAGAUUGGAAGAGGGAAAAGCAAUCAACUUAUCGCUCUCUGCCCUGGGAGAUGUGAUCUAUGCCCUUCAGAGGAAAAAGGGUCACAUCCCUUUCAGGAACAGCAAGCUGACGCAAGUUCUGAAGGAUUCACUAGGAGAGGACUCAAAAACGUUGAUGUUAGUCCAUGUAAGCCCGAAAGAGGAAGAUCUUUGUGAGACCAUAUGUACGCUCAACUUUGCUGCUAGGGUGAGAAGCACUUGCCUGGGAAAUGAAGAUCCAACUGAAAAGGCACAGAAGGAAGCUGCCAAGGAAAAUCUGCAGGCAGUAAUUGCAGGCAUUGAAUGUGAGCGCCAGAAAUUGAGAGAAGACAUGGACAAGUUAAACAUAAAAUUGAAAAGCCUUACUAGGACAGACCCCUCCUGCUGUGAGAAUGAAUACUUAGCUUUGGAAGUCCCUCAGGUUAAUCCUGACAUCACGAAGAACAAAAUUAAGGAUGCCAGAGCAGCUUCGUCCUCAAAACUACCAGGAUUUAUGAGGCCGACAUUUUGCAGCCAAAAGAAAUCAGGAACGAAUCAACCUAUGUUUGAUGAGAAGCAGUUGUUCAAGACACGGAAGAGACGGACAUCAUCUCAUCGGGCCAGAUCAGUGGCAUUCCCGAUGAAGAGUGGUUCGGAAUAUACUUCUGAUUGCAGUAUUUCUGGAGCAAGUUGUUUGGUUGAUCUAAUGAAAAGCACUGCAGAUGUUGAAACAGAGCACAGCAUAGACACAUCUGAGUGUGAUAUCAAGAUGGUCGUCUUCUCGGAGGAGAAAAAGCUGGUGACCAGUGAUAAAAUGGAAAAUAAGAAUUACUCCAUGCAACAUCUAAAAGUUGAUAAAUGGUUACAGUCACGUGAGAGCAGAUUGGCUGCUCGCAUUUCGAACAAUAGACGGGUCCCUGCUGUACCUCUCCCACUGAAGCAAAAGGGCAAGGAACAGAACAGGGCAGAGAGCUUGCACUGUAAAGUGGAUGCCAAGGAUUUUAAGACUACAGAGAUCGAUAAACAUUACAGCAAAAAUGAAGUUGUUGCAGAUGAGGGGGCUUCAAGCAGCUUGACAGUUGAAGUUGAAAUGGAUACAGCCCAAAGCAAACAGAGCAAUUCACUCAUGAAUGAGGAUCAAAUGCUAGAUAUGGAGUCUUGGUUUGAUGCCUCGUUGAUACUGGAGGAUGAGAAUUACCCUUUUAAGGUCAGGGAUGACAUUCUCAGUGGUGAAUUGGAGGAUUUCAGGCAAAACGAGAUGCCGGCUUUGCAGAAAUCAAAGGAAUUCAUCCAUGAACACAAUGACCCAGAAGAAAAAUUCUAUGUGUCUGACUCAAGUUCAAAAUCGGAGCUGUACCUUCGAGAGGUGUUGUAUGACAUGAAUAUGGAAGAUACAGAAGGGAGUGCCUCCCCUAAUAUGUUCAAGAUACAGGGAAGAACAAACCAUUUGGAUUUGAAGAACAUAAGAGCUUUAUUUACGGAUGAUACAAUUCAGAAGAAUACAAGCAUCAAUACACAGAAUGUUCAUCAAUUAGAAGGGAACGCAGGCAAAGCAGGUAUCUAUCAUCCACUGAAUGAGAAAGUUCAGAUCAUAUGUGCCAGUGCUCUCCUAGGACUGCGAUUGCAGAGCCUUGGCUUCGGGGAUGACUUCUUCAAUGGCUUGACACGUUAAGACCUGCAUCACAGUCCACAAUCGAGGAGUAACCACCACUUCUGCUCUAAUAUGGUCAGGAGUUUGAAAUGACUCGAGCAUGGCUGCAGUAAGCAGAAGAUAUAGAGAAAGAACAAUAAUCAUAUCUCAUCGUGAAUGAGUAAAGAAAAAAGCAAAGACAGUGUUUGCAUAGAAACAGCAUCAUGAUGCUGCUCCAAUCUUCAGCAAAUCAGGCAGAAAACUUUAUUAUUUAUUCCUUCGUUUGCAUGAUGAGAGCUUUCGCUUACAGAGAAAGCAUUUUUGACCAUGUACAUAUGUGCAUGUAUAUCGACACAUAAUGGCCAGUUUGCACAUUAAA